Exaiptasia diaphana is the source of this 1106-nucleotide messenger RNA. RefSeq names its product proteasome subunit alpha type-5. Gene Ontology annotation, cellular component: nucleus; proteasome core complex; proteasome core complex, alpha-subunit complex. NCBI's taxonomy places the organism in Eukaryota, Metazoa, Cnidaria, Anthozoa, Actiniaria, Aiptasiidae. The coding region runs from base 145 to 873 and encodes 242 amino acids. Gene Ontology annotation, biological process: proteasome-mediated ubiquitin-dependent protein catabolic process. The record is from RefSeq and is a predicted model, not a curated record. The transcript is spliced from 11 exons.
UUUCUUGAAAAAUCUUGCAGACUCAUUCUUUCUCUUCAAAACUAUAUUUUGUUAUUCCAUAGUUUUCUCGCGAGACAGUUACAUAGGCCUGAUCCUCGUGGUAUCCUUUACUUUUCAUCAAGACAGUUUAACGUACACUUUGAAAUGUUUUUGACCAGAUCAGAGUACGAUAGAGGUGUAAAUACCUUCUCUCCUGAAGGACGUCUUUUUCAAGUGGAGUAUGCCAUWGAAGCCAUAAAGCUUGGCUCUACAGCUAUUGGAAUCAGAACAUCAGAAGGUGUUGUGCUUGCUGUUGAGAAGAGAAUCACAUCUCCAUUAAUGGAGCCAUCAAGCGUUGAGAAAAUAGUUGAAGUUGAUCGCCAUAUUGGAUGUGCAAUGAGUGGUCUUAUUGCUGAUUCACGGACAAUGAUUGACAAAGCAAGAGUAGAGGCACAAAACCACUGGUUUACGUACAAUGAGAGCAUAUCUCUAGAGAGUAUAACACAAGCUGUUUCAAACCUAGCAUUAGAGUUUGGUGAUGAUGAUGCCAGAGAAGGAGCAAUGAGCCGACCCUUUGGCGUUGCUCUUUUGUUUGGUGGAAUUGAUGACAAAGGACCAUCUCUAUUUCACUUGGAUCCCUCUGGAACAUUUAUAGAAUAUGAUGCAAAAGCAAUAGGAUCUGGUUCUGAAGGAGCACAGCAUGCUCUUGAAGAAGCUUAYCACAAGUCAAUGACACUAUCAGAGGCUUCUAAGUCAGCUUUGACUAUACUCAAACAAGUUAUGGAGGAAAAAUUGAAUGCCACUAAUGUGGAGCUUGCCACUGUGACAGCAGAYAAUCAUUUCCGAAUGCACACAAAGGAGGAAUUAGAAGCGUUAGUGCAGGAAAUCAAGUAARCAGGCAGGCAAAUUGAACUUUACUUUAACUUUAUGUCAAAACAAUGAAACUCUUCAUGUGUUCUGCUACUGACAGUAGUUUAUUACAGUGUAGUGUUAGGUUACAAUAAGUACUGUUAGUAGUUGAGCUAGUAUAUGUUUGAAAACAUGUCUUUUGUUAGGAAAUAUUAAUCCUACAAGAUAUAAAAAAAUAACCAAAUAAAUGUUUGACUUUGUUUUGUCAUUCCAUAAAA